Messenger RNA from Thalassophryne amazonica, 1937 nucleotides. It is a transcript of the gene gfra1a, whose product is annotated as gdnf family receptor alpha 1a. Gene Ontology annotation, biological process: nervous system development. Bases 125 to 1714 code for a protein of 529 amino acids. Gene Ontology annotation, cellular component: external side of plasma membrane; signaling receptor complex. The record is from RefSeq and is a predicted model, not a curated record. Gene Ontology annotation, molecular function: signaling receptor activity. NCBI's taxonomy places the organism in Eukaryota, Metazoa, Chordata, Actinopteri, Batrachoidiformes, Batrachoididae. The transcript has 11 exons.
GCGGAGCGCGCGCUGCGGCCGGUGUUCGAUGGCUUUCAGCAGAGUGGAGAUAUCCUGGGAAUUAAACUACAGCUAAGUCGAUUUGAAGUCUCCAGUCCCAUUCAAACCCGGGUCUGUGUUUCAGAUGGAGACGAACACCAUGAUCCUCGCAGCACUUUACGUCCUGCUGCCGCUUUUAGAUGUGUUGUGUUAUGCUGAGGAGAACCUGCGCGCUGGAACCAUCCGGGUGGACUGUGUCAAAGCCGUGGAGCAGUGCCUGAAGGAGCAGGCGUGCAGCACCAAGUACCGCACCAUGAGGCAAUGCGUGGCCGGCGGCAAGGAGAGCAACUUCAGCAUGGUGGCCGGUCUGGAGGCCAAGGACGAGUGCCGGAGCGCCAUGGAUGCGCUCAAACACAGCCCCCUAUACAACUGCCGCUGUAAAAGAGGCAUGAAGAAGGAAAAGAACUGCCUGCGUAUUUACUGGGGGAUUUAUCAGACAUUACAAGGUAACGAUUUCUUGGAGGAUUCUCCAUACGAGCCGGUGAACAGCCGUCUAUCUGACAUCUUCCGCCUGGCUCCCAUCUUAGAGGGAGGGGAACCAUGGAGCGGCCCCGCCACUUCGGCUUCAGGCAGGGGGGGGGCCCCCCCAGGCAGGGUGACCGGGGGCAGAGAGCACGUUCUGGGCAGAGGGGGUCCCUCCUCCACCGAACUUCAAGAUCCCAGUAGAAACAGGAGAGCUCAUCCCAAUUGGGCCAUACAUGGUGAGCCUGCUGUGGCCAGAGAGAACAACUGUCUGAAUGCUGCCAAGGCCUGCAAUCUGAACGACACAUGCAAGAAGUAUCGCUCAGCUUACAUCACCCCCUGCACCAACCGAGUCUCCACCGCCGAAGUCUGCAACAAGAGAAAGUGCCACAAGGCCCUCCGGCAGUUCUUUGACAAGGUUCCUCCGAAGCACAGCUAUGGCAUGCUGUUCUGCUCGUGUCCGCCCAGCGACCAGACAGCUUGUUCCGAACGCAGGCGUCAGACCAUCGUCCCCGUCUGCUCGUACGAAGAGAAACAGAAACCCAACUGUCUGGAGCUGCAGGGUUCCUGCAAGACCAACUACAUCUGCAGGUCGCGUCUGGCUGACUUCUUUGCAAACUGUCAGCCGGAGUCUCGCUCGCUGUCGGGCUGUCUGAAGGAGAACUAUGCCGACUGCCUCCUCGCAUACUCUGGUCUAAUUGGUACGGUGAUGACCCCCAACUACCUGCGCUCGCCGAAAAUCAGCGUCUCUCCAUACUGUGACUGCAGCAGCAGUGGCAACAACAAGGACGAGUGUGACAAGUUCACUGAGUUUUUCACGGAGAACACCUGCCUCCGAAAUGCCAUUCAGGCCUUUGGAAAUGGAACCGAUGUGGGGGUGUGGCAGCCGAUGCCACCAGUACAGACCAUCACCUCCACCACAACCCCUUACCAGAGGAACCGUGACCGCAACCCCAACAGCGACAACCACAUCAACACAGACACAGGCAUCUAUCACUUCUGUGGGAGCCUACAAGCUCAGAAACUGAAGUCAAACUCAACAGUUGACGGGGUCUUUUGUGUGGACCCUCAGGUAGAUGGACCAAGUUCAUCCAACACCAUCCCAGGAAACUCGGCUGUGCCCAGAAGGCCCAUAGGACUCAGUGUGCUGCUGCUCCCGCUGGUCUGGCUGUGGUACUACAGCCUGUACGUGUCAUCACUGGACCCUUUGUAGCCUCAUUGCGUCACAGCAACAAAUAUGGACUGACAAAACACGUUUGUACAAAAGAAAAGGCAAAAGAAAACUUCUAUCCUCUCUUCUGAGUAAUACCUGUUGUACCUUUGUUUUAAUUUGGAUUCUAUUUCACUUUUGAGUCCUGUUCAGAUUUUUUUAUAUGAUUUUCGGAGGGAAGCUUUGAUGUUUUGCUGUGUGUUAAAGCAGUUAUCUACUCUACGUA